This is a messenger RNA of Cutaneotrichosporon cavernicola, 1323 nucleotides long. RefSeq lists its product as uncharacterized. The transcript has 3 exons. Gene Ontology annotation, molecular function: flavin adenine dinucleotide binding; L-pipecolate oxidase activity; proline dehydrogenase activity. Bases 1 to 1323 code for a protein of 440 amino acids. NCBI's taxonomy places the organism in Eukaryota, Fungi, Basidiomycota, Tremellomycetes, Trichosporonales, Trichosporonaceae. The record is from RefSeq and is a predicted model, not a curated record.
AUGUCGCAGAAGGUCGUCAUCAUCGGUUCUGGCGUGUUCGGCAUGUCCACCGCCCUCUGGAUGCUCCAGACGGAGAAGGACAAGUACGACGUCACGAUCCUCGAGAAGUGCGAGACUGUGCCGGCGCCGGAUGCCGCAUCGACUGACAUCAACAAGAUCAUCCGUGCGGGUGACUACGCCGACCCCGAGCUGUCGGCCCUCUCGGUCGAGGCCGUCGAGAUGUGGAAGCGCCCCGAAUGGGAGGGAUGCUACCACGAGAGCGGCGUCAUGUGCCUGUCGGGCUCGGACCCGCGCGGCACACAGUACGUGCAGGAGUCGUACAAGAACUGCAAUGCUCUCAACCUCGAGCCUCGGGCCAAGAACAGCAGCGCCGACAUCAAGGGCGUGUUCCCUCCCGAGCUUGUGACUGGCGCGUUCCCCGACCGUGUCGGCUACCACAACGUGACUGGCGGGUGGGCCGAGUCUGGACGGUCCAUCGAGAUUGGCCUGCGCCGCGUGCAGGAGCUUGGCGGCAAGAUCCUCGCUGGCGCCGAGGUCGUGUCGUUCCAGAAGGCCAAGGACGGCAAGACGGUCACUGGCGUCGUCCUCAAGGACGGGAGGGUCAUCCCCGCCGACCUUGUUGUUGUUGCCGCGGGUGCGUGGACUCCCGGACUCCUCGAGAACCCCGCUGUUGCCGCGCGCCUGCCGCCCAUCGUCGCGUCGGGCCAGACGGUCUGCAUCAUCCAGCUCACUCCUGAGGAGGCCGCCAUCCAGUCCAAGGUUCCCGUCGUCUUCAACCUCGACAAUGGGUUCUACAUUUUCCCUCCCACUGCCGACGGCCAGGUCAAGAUGGCUAUUCACAACAAGGGAUGGACCUCGUCGCUCGGCGCCAGCGCGUUUGGCAGCAACGUCUCGGUUCCCCGCACCAAGCUCUCGUCCGACGCCGAUCUCGGUACUCUUCCCGCCGAGGCCGUCCACACCAUCCGCGCCCACCUGCGUGACCACUACCCCGAGCUGGCCAAGAAGCCUUUCGCCGACGUCCGCAUGUGCUGGUACUGCGACACGGUGACUGGCGACUGGCUCGUCGACUACCACCCCGACUUUUCCAACCUCUUUGUCGCGACUGGUUGCUCAGGCCACGCGUUCAAGUUUGCGCCCAACCUCGGCCGCGAGGUGCUUGCGCUCAUUGAGCGCCGCCCCACUCAGUUCACCGACCGUUUCUCCUUUGCCCCCACCAACCCCCACGGCGCCGACUACCGCGGCGGUGAGAUCCGCGAGAUCAACCUUAACGAGCUCGCUGGCCCCACCGACCUCCUCCCCUUCGGCCGCCCCUCCCGCCUGUAA